This is a messenger RNA of Fusarium subglutinans, 1461 nucleotides long. Its product is annotated as tartrate transporter. The transcript is spliced from 6 exons. Bases 1 to 1461 code for a protein of 486 amino acids. Lineage: Eukaryota; Fungi; Ascomycota; Sordariomycetes; Hypocreales; Nectriaceae. Gene Ontology annotation, molecular function: transmembrane transporter activity. The record is from RefSeq and is a predicted model, not a curated record. Gene Ontology annotation, biological process: transmembrane transport. Gene Ontology annotation, cellular component: membrane.
AUGGCUGACCUCAACGAGAAAGCUACUUUCGACCAUGCCUCGCUUAAGGGUGCUGAGUCUACCGUGGAGCAGACACCUGAGGAGUCAGAGGCUACCAAGAAGCUUUUGCGGAAGUGCGAUCUUCGUUUAAUUCCUCCCCUGAUGGUCAUAUUUUUCCUUUCCUUUAUGGAUAGAACCAACAUCGGCAACGCAAAGAUCCAAGGAAUGUCAGAGGAUCUCAAGAUGACUGGCAGCGAUUACAAUAUGGCACUCUUCGUCUUCUUCAUUCCCUACAUCAUCUUUGAAGUCCCAUCCAACAUCAUGAUCAAGAGGAUAUCGCCAUCUCUUUGGCUUGCUGGAAUUACCGUUCUUUGGGGUAUUUCUACUGUCGGCAUGGGCCUUGUCAAUAAUGUCCAAGGUCUCAUCGCAUGUCGAGUACUGCUCGGCUUCUUUGAAGCCGGUAUUGUUCCAGGCUGCAUCUACCUUAUCAGCAUGUACUACAGACGCUACGAAGUCCAAUGGCGUAUGUCUCUCUUCUUCAGCGCCGCUAUCCUGGCAGGUGCCUUUUCUGGCCUUUUGGCGUUCGCCAUUGCCAAGAUGCAUGAUGUCGGCGGUCUUGAAGCAUGGCGCUGGAUCUUUAUCCUCGAGGGCAUUCUCACGGUGGUUGUCGGUGUCAUUGCCAAAUGGUGGAUCCCCGAUUGGCCAGAGACAGCUUCGUUCCUCAGCGACGAAGAACGAUCCAGACUUGUCGCUCGACUAGCUGAUGACUCGGGCGAUGCAAAGAUGAGCCAUCUCAAUAAGGCAGCCUGGAAGAGAAUCUUGACCGACUGGAAGAUCUAUCUCGGCACUCUGGCAUACUUUGGUAUCGUCAACAACGGAUAUGCUGGCUCGUUUUUUAUCCCGACUAUCCUCCGAGAGAUGGGCUACGCCGCCGAGCGCGCACAAGUCCUUACGAUCCCAGUAUACAUCGUCGCAACUAUAGGCUGUCUCUCAGCCGCAUACCUCGCCGACCGUAUGCGUCAUCGCUACGGCUUCACCAUGUUCGGAGUCGUAAUGACAAGCAUUGGCUACAUCCUCCUUCUCCUCCAACACCAAGUGCCCACUGCAGCACGAUACUUUGCCCUAUUCCUCCUCGUCACAGGUGGCUACAUCACACAGCCCGUCCUUCUUGGAUGGUUAUCCAACACCAUGGGCGGACACUACAAACGCUCCAUUGCUUCAGCUGCACAGGUUGGCUUUGGUAAUCUUGGCGGUAUCGUCGCUUCGAAUGUGUAUCUUACGCGUGAGGCGCCUGAGUACUGGACCGGCCUUGGGGUUAGUCUUGGUAUGGUAUGGAUUUGCGGUAUUUCUUGUACGGCGUUCUAUUUCCUUGCGAUUAGGGAGAAUAAGAAGAGGGAUCGUGGGGAGAGAGAUCAUAGACUUCAGGGUGCAGAUGCUGAUAAUCUGGGCGAUGACCAUCCUCACUGGAGAUAUGCCACUUAG